AGUGCAGCUAUAAAAGCAGCCAAGCGCUGCGUUUUGGAGAAAUAGAGAUUAAGAAAGAAAGAAAGAGGACUGAGCUUCACUCACUGCCCGGUGCGCACCACACACUCCUGGAUCCACACGCAGACACAGCGCGACACAGCCAUGAGUGAGAGACAAACAUUCGGAGCGACGACUGGGAACAGCAAACCAGCGGCCGGCCAAGAUGACAAGAAGAACGACCUGCCCGAUGACUUCGACAUCGACAUGGAGGCCCCGGAGACGGCAAAGGCUGCUGUCACCAUCCAGUCGCAGUUCAGGAAAUUCCAGAAGAAGAAGCAGGAUGUGAAGUCGUAGAAAGAACACUGUCAGCCGCGGCGUCACCUGAUUUGAGCCUGGGGUUUUUUUUGCAUGUCAACCAAACUGCACUGUCUGAAUGAAAGUGAGAGGGAAGGGGAGGUGGGCGGGGGGAGGUUGGGAGUUAGAGAGGGAGGGAGGGGUUUAAAAAAAUAUAUCCUUGUGAAAGUCUUUGUGUAUCAUUUAUAACCUGGAAUGACGAGUAUUAUACAAUAAUGUUUCUUAACCAAAAUAUGAGUGUAUGUAUUUAAAACCUUCCUAUAAUUGUACCUGAAUAGCACUGCAGUGUAUCUGACACUGCUGUUUCAGUGUAAUAUACACAUUCAAAACACAACUUUGACCUAAAUUCAGGGGCGAGUUCAAGCCAUGUGCAUUUCAUCUGCAGCCCGAGCGAAGCGCUGUCACCUGCUCAAGGUGUUUCCCUCCGACCGGGUCAAAGCGUCUCUGUGCUUUCACACCAUCGAGUUCGUGUCUCUGAUUUGUUGGUGUCGGUUGAGCUCCUUUUCCUCUGUGUGUUUUUAGCAGAACCUCACAUCUCAGUUCUCUGUGUCCUAGUAGAAAAAUCUUGAUGUCGUGUUUGUGGUUUGACUCCAGUUGUGCUUCGAUCAUUGCUGUACACACACACACACACACACACACACACACACUUAUGCAUGCAAGCUUGCACACGUGCAAACACACACACACAUGCAGCGAAAUAAAUAAAAGUGUUAUAUAGAAGUGUA
Molecule: messenger RNA, 1058 nt
Organism: Solea solea (common sole)
Lineage: Eukaryota; Metazoa; Chordata; Actinopteri; Pleuronectiformes; Soleidae
Gene: pcp4a
Product: Purkinje cell protein 4a
Exons: 3
Coding region: 142-333 (63 amino acids)
Cellular component (GO): cytoplasm
Molecular function (GO): calmodulin binding; calcium ion binding
Source: RefSeq, a predicted model, not a curated record